Messenger RNA from Centruroides sculpturatus (bark scorpion), 807 nucleotides. RefSeq lists its product as uncharacterized. Bases 1 to 807 code for a protein of 268 amino acids. The transcript has 3 exons. NCBI's taxonomy places the organism in Eukaryota, Metazoa, Arthropoda, Arachnida, Scorpiones, Buthidae. The record is from RefSeq and is a predicted model, not a curated record.
AUGCAAAACAUGGGAGAAAUUGGAAGAAUUAAAAGAAAAGGUUUGCUUGCACAUGCCAAAACAAGAAAGCACGGAGAAAAAAUUAGAAAAAGUGCCAAAUCAAAUGAAAAAUUGCCAUUUGAGCCAGUAAUAGGAACAGAAACAAAAAUUGCAGAAUUAAAAUUGAGUGCCUUUGUUGCUGAGCAUAGCAAUAUUAACACUGUAAAUAAUCUGACUGAACUACUACCUAAAAUUGAUGAGAAGCCUAAAAUUAUUGGAGAAUUGAAACUUCUCCGCACUAAAUGUUCGAUGCAGUUAAAAAAUGUUAUUGGGCCAUCAGUCAUAGAGGAAUUGAUUCAGGAUAUGGAUAACAGUCCGUUUUCUGUAAUAAUAGAUGAAUCAACUGACAUUUCUACAAUCAAGAUUUUGUGCAUCAUGGUGAAAUAUUUCUCCAGAAUGAAGAAAAAAAACCUAAUUUUAUCACAACCUAUUAUCGCCUCAUUCAAUUGGAAAAUUUUGAGAGAUGAUGUUUCAAGCUUGGUUGUAAUAAGAUGUGUUUGUCAUUCACUUCAUCUAUGUGCAGAAAAAGCAUGUCAAACUUUACCAAGACAGUUGGAAUGUCUUGUCCGAGAGGCUCACAAUUGGUUUUCCUAUAGUUCAACACGGAAAAUUCAAUAUGAAAGUCUGUUUGCUGCCAUGAAUGAAAAUUCAAAACCUAAGAAAAUAUCUAAACUCAGUGGAACAAGGUGGCUACGAAGCUAUCAAGACCAUUGCAGAUCGGUGGGAGGAAUUACUUUUAUUGUUUGGAUUAGCAAAGGAACAAGAUAG